AUGGUGAAAACGACAGGAUGCGUCCUCUUCGACCCCGCCCUUUUCAAUAUGGACACCUGCUGCCGGUCAUGCCUACAAGGUGGGGGAGUGGCGGAGAUCCAUAUUUUUUCUUUUCCUUCUUUGUUUCUUUCAAUUCUAUAUUUCUUUCAUUCUUUCUAUUUAAAUUCAUUAUCUUCUUUUUCUGUCUUUUCUUUUACUAAUCAAUCUUUCUGUUCUUUCUUUAUUUCAUUAUUUCUUUUCAUUUUCUUUCAAUUUUAUAUUUCCUUCCUUUUUUAUUUCUCUUCUUCCCACUCCUUUGUUUCUGAUUUUCCAUUCCUUUUAAUUUCAUUUCAUAGAUUCUUUCUUGUUUUAUUCUCAUUUUUAUUCUUUCUUUCUUUCUUUCUUUCUUUCUUUCUUUCUUUCUUUCUUUCUUUCUUUCUUUCUUUCUUUCUUCUUAAUUCUGUAUGUAUUUCCUUUCUUUCUUUCACCAUUUUUUUCUUUUAUUUCUUUUUAAUUCCUUUUCUGUUUCUUUCCCCUUUCUUUUUCCUCCCGGUUAAUUUUUUUCUUUUUUUUUCGGGUUGCCUUUUUUUUUUUUCUUUCUUUCUUUCUUUUCUUUCUUUCUUUCUUUCUUUCUGUUUAAUUCUGUAUGUAUUUCCUUUCUUUAUUUCACCAUUUUUUUUCUUUUUAUUUCUUUUAAUUCCUUUCUCUGUUUCUUUCCCUUUCUUUUUUUCCUCCCGGUUAAUUUUACUUUCUUUUUAUUUCUUUUCGGGUUGCCUUUCUUUCUUUCUUUCUUUCUUUCUUUCUUUCUUUCUUUCUUUCUUUCUUUCUUUCUGCUUAAUUCUUUGCCUUUCUUUCUUUCUUUCUUUCUUUCUUUCUUUCUUUCUUUCUUUCUUUCUUCUUAAUUCUGUAUGUAUUUCCUUUCUUUCUUUCACCAUUUUUUUCUUUUUAUUUCUUUUAAUUCCUUUCUCUGUUUCUUUCCCCUUUCUUUUUCCUCCCGGUUAA
Molecule: messenger RNA, 981 nt
Organism: Acanthosepion pharaonis
Lineage: Eukaryota; Metazoa; Mollusca; Cephalopoda; Sepiida; Sepiidae
Source: the annotation of a GenBank genome assembly